Messenger RNA from Salvia hispanica, 688 nucleotides. Lineage: Eukaryota; Viridiplantae; Streptophyta; Magnoliopsida; Lamiales; Lamiaceae. The record is from RefSeq and is a predicted model, not a curated record.
AAUCCCCCUAUAUAAAAUCCCUCGUCAAACUCAUCACCACCAUUAUAUUUCUCUAAUAUUUUCAAUCUCUCUAUAGCCUUUACUACUCCGCCGUGAUGGCGUCGCCGAAGAGUGAGCGGAAAGGAAGCGAGGAGAAGAAGAAGAAGGGGCGUUUGUCGGAGAAGGCGUCGUCGUUUCACGGGAGGGACGCUGGAGCUUUCUCGGACAUGGUUCCGCGGCCGAAGACAGUGCCGGACUUGCUGGCCGGCGGGAUUCCAUCGCCUCCGCCGAAGCUAACGAAGUUGCUGGUGAACGUGACCAUACAGAGGAGCCCUGGCCCCAUCCACGUUUUAAUGCCGCCGGAGGCCACCGUGAAGGACUUGAUCACGGUCGCACUCCGCCACUAUGUCAACGAGGCGCGGCGCCCGGUUCUUCCGUCCACCGCCGCCUCCGCGUUUGAUCUUCAUUACUCUCAGUUCAGCUUAGAAAGGUUGGAUAGGGAGGCGGAAAUAGUGGAGUUGGGGUCAAGAAACUUCUUCCUCUGUCCGAGACACACGGAAAACGGCAGCGUAUGCGUAUCAAAGGAGGAGUAUCCAGAAAAUGUCAGAAUGUUAUGGGCUCUCGGAGUUUGGUAUUCACAUUUUCGAUUUUCCUACUAGUUAUAGUUUAUUUAUUUAUCUAAGUAUUGAUGGAAUCAAUUUAGCGACUC